Messenger RNA from Pieris macdunnoughi, 1797 nucleotides. The record is from the annotation of a GenBank genome assembly. Lineage: Eukaryota; Metazoa; Arthropoda; Insecta; Lepidoptera; Pieridae.
AUGAACGGUAGUCAAAAAAUAACAGAAGAAUUACAGAAAUGUAGUUAUCGGGAUUUACAACUACUAUCGAAACAUUACGGCUUACCUUCUAAUUACAAAAAAUUGUAUCUUAUACAAUUGAUAAUUGCAAGAAAAUUGGGUUUAGAGGAGUCAGUAACAGCCAUCAUUGAAAAAGUCAGAAAAGAACGGCAAAGAAUGAAAAACUCCAAAAAACGAACUCUGAAUAGUCAGAUGAAAACUAAAAAGUUACCAACAUUUUCCCCACCAAUAACUGCAACUCCAAGACUUAAAUUGGCCAGGAAUAUGACAGAUAUUCAUAUUUCAAAAUAUAAUACUCGUCAGAGCCUCCUUGCAAGAUUAAUGAAUGCUGAUACCCCAAAAAACUUGGAUGACCAUCAGACUUUGAAACAAUAUGAAAAUCUGAGUGUGAGAAAUUACCAAAGGAAAACAAAUCAAUUGGUUGAUGAACAAAUACACAAAGUUAAGCUAACAUCACAAUGUAUCAUGAAACGUCAAGUGAAUGCAGAUAUUAUUAUGAGGAAAGAUAAUGUGAAAGUUAUGUAUAAUACCAGUGCUACUCAAACUAUUGCACCUCUACCGGCGAAACGACAGAGAAUCCUGAGUGGUAUAUAUCCAAUACAGAGCAAUCCCAUGGUAAAGCUUCAAAAAGCUGAUUUGACCCUACGCAGAAAUGAUGGAACGGUCUCAAAAGUUAACGCCUUUAUCCAGGAGAAACCGCCACCAACCAGUGAAAUAAUAAGAGAUGUCUUACAAGAUCUAGAGAGAAAUAACUCGGAACAUAAUUUUAUACAAAGAAAUAUGUCUAUUGAUUCGGCAUUUUGUGAAGCGAACACAUCCAUCGCAACAAACGAUGGUAUAGAAAUUCUGUAUUAUGAAAAACGCGUUGAAGAAACGAAAUAUGAAACAUAUAAAGAGAACAGUUUGCCAAAAAUUGCAGAAGUUUUCAGCAAAUUCCAUCAUCGGGAUUAUGAGCAACAAUUAUUUGUACAAGUUAGCGCCGAAUCUGAUGCGUGUUCGCAUUCCACAUACAUGCCUCAAACCACCGUUCAGACAAUCCAAUUGGAGAAAAUAUAUAACAUCAAGUCACCCUUUACAAAUUCUUCACUCUUACAAAUCGGUACGAAGAGUAAAACCACAUGCACAAACAGCACAAUGACUAUUAUGUCCACGAAGGUGUACCCAACAUCCACAGUUAUAUCGCACAAUGCUUAUCCUAGAUACGAUGUAAAUUACGCAAACGGAACGGAUCAUGUCGAUAUGUUACUUUGCAAGGAACCAAUGCAGAAGCCGGAUAAUUCAGAUUAUUUAAAUAAUCAUAUCGCAGAAUCCAGUGAGACCACUUCGUUUGACAGAAAUGGUGGAAAUGUUACCAUACCAGAAAUGGUUGAAGACGCUUUAGAGGUUAUAAGUCAGGAUGAGGAAUACAUGAAGUGUGUAGACAUAGAUACAAAAGUAAACUGUGUGUUGUGCAACUGGUGCGGACCGGGUAUUGUCGUCGACUAUCAUAUGCAAAAGAUCCACGAAAAUGAAGUUAUGAAGCAAGUAACGAAUGAUUGGAACAUCACAUUCACAUUGGGAGCGUUGGUACAGGAACCUCUUUGGUGCAGCCGUGUUUUGGAAUAUGAAUCUAUUUUCUAUGUUCUGAGUGCGAAAUACGAAGAACCUGACGUGUUCAUGGCUACUCUGACGUCACAUUCCACGGAUUUUACAUUCAAAACCGGUUCUAUUACGGUUUUCAAUAAAACUACUGGUGAACCAUUUACGUUAUAUAACUAA